AUGUCUACAAUUAUCCUUCCUGGUGAUGAUAUACAUGUAUUUGAGGACCGCCAAAUUUCUCUGGGGCCAGGAAUGUACUGCAAUCCUGCUACCGAAGAAAUAGAAGCAGUGAAUGCCGGCGUUGAAGUCAUCUCGGAAACUAAGAAGGGGCAGGCAGUGUAUGUUGAUUAUGAUUGUAAGCGAUAUGUUCCUUCUGUAGGUGAUUUGGUGAUUGGUAUAAUUGUUGGGCAGUAUUCGGAUAAUUAUAAGGUAUCAUUGUCCAAUUUUUCCUCUUCGGUCUCAUUAUCAUAUAUGGCUUUCCCAAAUGCGACAAAGAAGAAUAAACCAACACUGAAGGUUGGUGACUUAGUUUAUGCCAGAGUACGUUUUGCAGAAAAAGAGCUUGAGUCGGAGAUAGAAUGUGUGGAUUCCACGACAGGACAGGAUGGUGGAUUUGGGCUACUUGAUGGAGGCAUGCUUGCGGAAAUUAAACUGGCCUAUGCACGGAGUCUUAUGUUUGAUGAGAAGUUUCCAUUGUUGCCAUUACUAGCAAAAUUCGUACAGUUUGAGGUGGCCAUCGGUAUCAAUGGUAUAAUAUGGAUCAAGUGCGAAGAGGUUAAACACACCCUAGCAUGUUACAGAUCAAUUUUGGAGUGCCAAAAAGUGCCAACCUCAAGUUAUAAAGCUAUUGUAAAAGAAAAUUUUGGCAAAAUUGUAAACACAGUGGAAGACGAUAAUCAAUAG
Zygotorulaspora mrakii is the source of this 723-nucleotide messenger RNA. It is a transcript of the gene RRP40, whose product is annotated as exosome non-catalytic core subunit RRP40. The transcript has a single exon. The record is from RefSeq and is a predicted model, not a curated record. Gene Ontology annotation, cellular component: nuclear exosome (RNase complex); cytoplasmic exosome (RNase complex). Bases 1 to 723 code for a protein of 240 amino acids. NCBI's taxonomy places the organism in Eukaryota, Fungi, Ascomycota, Saccharomycetes, Saccharomycetales, Saccharomycetaceae. Gene Ontology annotation, biological process: U4 snRNA 3'-end processing; exonucleolytic trimming to generate mature 3'-end of 5.8S rRNA from tricistronic rRNA transcript (SSU-rRNA, 5.8S rRNA, LSU-rRNA); TRAMP-dependent tRNA surveillance pathway. Gene Ontology annotation, molecular function: RNA binding.